AUCAGUUUUCGUUGACCAUUGGGAUGAAUGCUUUGUCGAAUACCGCUAUUCUUUCAACUUCAAAGACAUGCUCAGAACUUUCUGAUAUUUCUUUCAUUACAAUUAGCGAGUUUUCAAAGAUUGUUCGACAGUCGGAAAAGAAACAAUUAAGCAGAAACCAUGUUUGUUGCCGUAUUUGUCUACAAUCCAGUGAUUCUGAAGAGCUUUUAAGUCCCUGCUACUGUUCAGGAACUAUUGGUAUCAUACAUAAGCACUGUUUGGAGAGAUGGCUGAAUUUAUCAAGAUCCAGAACAUGUGAAAUUUGUGGAUAUAAGUUUAAAGUUCUGAGGCGCUAUCCGGUUUUCAGUGAGUGGUUAUGGUCUGGUGGGGAAGGAGAUGGAAUCCAUCGUCGCAAACAUUUAUGGACCGAUAUCAUUUGUCUGCUUUUAAUGUUACCUUUACUCACAUUGUGCACAUGGUUGACCAUUUCUUCCAGUCAAGAGGAAAUCGGCAUCAACAGAAGAGGUUUUCCAUGGCAAUCAUUCUCGCUUGGAUUAUUAUGCAGUCUACUGUUGUUAGUAUUCAUUAUUUGGUUAACGUUUUCUGUUCGAUAUCAUCAUCAAUCAUGGAGAAUUUGGCGGAUUGAUCAAAGUUGUAUUGUUUUAGCAGAAGAUAUAAAUAAGGCUAAAAUUCUGGAUGAAAAAUAUGAUAUAGAAUAUCAAAAUGUAGUUGUUCAGUCAGAUAUUCAAGAACAAAUAACGAUGCCUAGAUCAAAUGAAGCAGACCUAGAACAUGAUCAGAUGAAACAUCGUCAUAUAUGAAUGAAGCAGAUCAAAUAUUAAGAAUCUCAUUUCAUUACCUUAUUACUUUAGAAGUAUCAAAAUUGCUUUGGUCGCUUGCUUACUUGUGACCAUAGACAGUCAUCAUUUACCCUAAGGAAAGGUGUUUGUCAACGGUGCCAGGAAUUUCACAGAAAUUUGAAAAACAUGGUUGAAAUGAAAAUUAGCCUUUAUUUAUUAAAACAAGUCUAAUGUAUUGAUGGAAGUGUUUACUGAUGUGUAUAUCAUAUUUAAGUUACUGUAGUCAGUAAUUCAGUUCGCUGAAUGAUUGGUUGAUAGAAAAAUAUAAAAGUAGAUAUCACCAAGCUGUCAAGUAAUGCAAUACUUCAACACUCUGGUAAUGCAGAAAAUUAUUGUUUGCCGCAGUAUAGCCUUCAGUUAGAAGGUUUUGAUCAUGUAAAUGUGUGUGUAGAGGAUGAUGUGACUAAGACAAACAACAAAAUUGAAAUAAUAUCAACAGAAGAAGAAUUAAACAUUGAAUAUGAAGGUGAUCAACUAGUUAUUAGUGAAAUAGAACCAACACAACUUUUAAAUUCCUCAUCUGUAUCGAUUGUAUCACCUGUAAUUUUACAAAGUAGUAUGAUAAAUAAGGCAAUAAGUUGAGAUUAUUUUAUGUUUUUCUAUAAACAGUAAAAUCAUUUGACAACACCAUCAAUGCUUAAAGAUUUUUUGAAAUCAAAAAGUAAAACAUUUUAUGGUUAAAUACAUAUCCAAGAUGAAAAUAAUUUUAAACCCAUUUAAUGUAAUUAAAUUAUUAUAUAUCUUAUAUUUUGUUGAAAGCUUUCUCUGUGAAUAUUUCAUAAUUGACAUACUUUACUACAUUUAUAAGUGAAAAAUUGUUCAAUGCAUUAUCUGCUGUAACUGAACUGCUCUAUUUUACAUAACGCUUAAUACUAUGAGAUUGUGUGAAUAAUAAUAAUAAUGAAGGUGACAGUUGAAAGAGGUUAACAAGAGUGCUGAGAAUUUUCUGCACUAUUUUCAUGAAUAUAUAAACAAAGAUUGAAGAACUCACGGGGUUAUUCAAAUCGUUCUGGAAUGUGAUGUAAUUCCAAAAAAAG
Molecule: messenger RNA, 1876 nt
Organism: Heterobilharzia americana
Lineage: Eukaryota; Metazoa; Platyhelminthes; Trematoda; Strigeidida; Schistosomatidae
Source: the annotation of a GenBank genome assembly